AUGGGGCUCUCCGCCGGCGCCCAUCACCGUCGGCGAAGCUCCAUGCUUGCCGGGACAGGGCGAGCCUCACAACCGGUUUUGACAGAGCGCAGAGAUGACCCACUCUGGUCGCAUGGAGAUGGAGGAAAUCAUAAACGUGAAGAAGAACCUUUGACCGCAGAAGACCCCGAUGCGUCCGAUAACCUAUCCGCUUCAGAGACGUUGGAGCUGGACCCGAUGAGUUCGGAUGAUGACCAAUAUGACGAGGAAACUGGACUCACAACACAUCAAAAACGUCAACGACGUCGACGGCGAAAGCAGCGCCGCAGGUUGGAUGCCCGAAUCGCAGAUGUCAAGGGCCAGAGUUCUAUUCGCGAGAUUCUGUCAGACAGAAAGAUUGUCCAGAACCUGCUAAUCAAUGGCGGGCUGAUCUUGCUGUGGUAUCUGUUCUCGCUGUCCAUUUCAAUAUACAACAAAUGGAUGUUCUCCGAGAACGAUGUCGUCUUUCCUUUCCCUCUUUUCACAACAAGCUUACACAUGGCUGUCCAAUUCUCUUUAUCCGCUAUGAUACUCUGGAUAUUUCCAUCGCUCCGUCCGAAACAAUCGACAGGGUCCGCAACUACAUCUCCCAUCGAUGGCCCCGAGCAACCGCAACCCCUCGUGUCCAAAUUAUUCUACUUCACUCGCCUUGUUCCGUGUGGUGCAGCAACGUCUCUUGAUGUUGGUCUUGGAAAUAUGUCCUUGAAGUUCAUUUCUCUUACUUUCUUGACCAUGUGCAAAUCGUCUGCACUUGCCUUCGUCCUUUUAUUUGCCUUCCUUUUCCGACUCGAGACACCUUCGAUGAAAUUAAUCAUCAUCAUUGCCACAAUGACCAUAGGUGUCGUGAUGAUGGUCGCUGGAGAGACGGCUUUCAACGCACUUGGCUUCGCACUCGUCAUUGCGUCUGCAUUCUUUUCGGGCUUCCGAUGGGGUCUGACACAAAUUCUCUUGCUUCGCCAUCCAGCUACUUCAAAUCCAUUCUCAACCCUCUUUCUCCUUACUCCUAUCAUGUUCCUUUCGCUUAUCACCAUUGCGCUAGGUAUCGAAGGUCCUCAUGAGAUUUACCAAGGAUACCUUGCGCUCGCUAGCAAACAUGGGGACCUAUUUGGCUCCUUCCUUUUGAUUUUCCCUGGAGUACUUGCAUUCUGCAUGAUUUCCUCUGAGUUUGCGCUUUUGAAGCGCUCCUCGGUUGUCACAUUGAGUAUCUGCGGUAUCUUCAAGGAGGUAGUGACAAUCAGUGCCGCGGGUAUUAUCUUCCACGAUAAGCUCACAACGGUCAAUGUGACCGGUUUGGUCGUCACUAUCAGCAGCAUUGCAGCGUACAACUACAUGAAGAUUGUAGGGAUGCGCAGCGAGCUACCGGAAGAUGAUUCAUCGAGUCGCGAGUCAACUCCUGCAUCUGAAACCGACGAAGGUGAGCAUAGCAGUGGCGAUCCGGGAGAUUAUCGCCGAAUCGCCCAUCAAGACUCUAGCAUCAUUAGCCCUGCGCCGGGUGGUUACAUCAACGAUGAUCACCAAUCAUCAUCAGCCAGUGACCAACAGCGCUCAUUCCGUGUGCGCGCUAGUGGCGCCAGGCGCGGUCUCUCAAUCUCGACUUCUACAAUUCUAGAAGAUGAUGGACCCGCUUCUCCUCUUAGAUCAGCACCUGCGACUAUCACUACAAUGGCCGAGGCAGGGUUCCCUCACUUACAUGCCCCUGAUCACGAAGCGUCGCCAGUGCAAUCGAGCUCAUCUGUUUCGCCCAUUCGGAACCAAAAUUUCACUCACUAG
Penicillium griseofulvum is the source of this 1788-nucleotide messenger RNA. Its product is annotated as putative nucleotide-sugar transporter. Gene Ontology annotation, cellular component: Golgi apparatus; endoplasmic reticulum-Golgi intermediate compartment; cis-Golgi network. Gene Ontology annotation, molecular function: antiporter activity. The record is from RefSeq and is a predicted model, not a curated record. The transcript is spliced from 2 exons. Lineage: Eukaryota; Fungi; Ascomycota; Eurotiomycetes; Eurotiales; Aspergillaceae. Bases 1 to 1788 code for a protein of 595 amino acids. Gene Ontology annotation, biological process: UDP-glucose transmembrane transport.